This is a messenger RNA of Botrytis byssoidea, 1116 nucleotides long. RefSeq lists its product as uncharacterized. Lineage: Eukaryota; Fungi; Ascomycota; Leotiomycetes; Helotiales; Sclerotiniaceae. The transcript is spliced from 2 exons. The record is from RefSeq and is a predicted model, not a curated record. The coding region runs from base 1 to 1116 and encodes 371 amino acids.
AUGCGCACCUCCACUUUGGCCUCUUCAGUUUUUGCUGCUGGACUCGUGUCCGCUCGCAUUACUGCCCGCGAUAACAGCUCAGUCUGGGUAACAGAGGUGCCUAACUAUGUCCGUCCCUACGCAAUUGCACAUUAUGAUGCUUCUGGCUGUGUGGUUGGAAGCCAACUCUAUCGAUUCCCAGUUACUGGACCAUCGUCUGGAGGUGCUUUCUCCCUCCUCGCAACAAACGCACCAGCUUCGACCGAUUUAGGAGUUUUCCCUCACAUUCAUCAAAAGCAUUAUGAGAAUUUCUUCAAUCUCAAAGGUCGCUUCCAGCUUUGGACUGAAAAGGAUGGUGAUUCUGAGACAAGACUUUUGACACAAGGUGAUUACGGAAGUGUACCAAUCAACACAACCCAUACUUUUCAAAUUUUGGAUCCCGACACUGAGAUGGUCGGAAUUAUCUCACCUGGAGGAUUUGAGGACUUGUUUUAUGCCCUCGCCGAUUCCAACUGGACCUUAGCCUCUUCGGAAACCCAACCUCCUUACGAUCCUCUCCUCGUCGUCAAUAGCAGUAGCUCUCAUCCCGCAUCAGUCAUUAGCUCUCUUGAAAGUUUCGAUGUCUAUGCCCAGCUUGACUUCGUUCCUCGUACGGAUGCGAUCAACGGUACUGCUCCAUUGAACAGUACCUGGCACACUGGAGCCAACGCUCUUGGCGCUCGAGGUUCUCCAUACUACGUUGCCAAGGACUUUGGACCACAAUACAUUAACGAUGCCGCUGGAUACCAAAUCAUUCAGCCAUUCGUUACUCCAGUACAAUCCGAGAAUGCAUUUUCUUUGUCGACCAUUACCCUUGCUCGCAAGUUGUCCAACGUCACGAUCCCAACAUCAUCAUAUAUCGGCCAUGCGGCUUUCGAGGUUCUUGAGGGUAUGUUGACUGUUGAGAUGGAAGGUGAGACAUUAUCGCUUAUCCAAGGCGAUGUUGUCUUCAUCCCUGGAAACACAACAUACAAGUACUACAGUACCGUCCACUUCUCCAAAUUUUUGUUCAUCGGUGCUGGAGCCGAAGCAAUGGACACUCAGCUCAUCGCUGCUGGUGCUUCAUGGUCUUCCCCAAUUUGGCCUACGUAUGCUUAG